This is a messenger RNA of Linum trigynum, 969 nucleotides long. Lineage: Eukaryota; Viridiplantae; Streptophyta; Magnoliopsida; Malpighiales; Linaceae. The record is from the annotation of a GenBank genome assembly.
CAAGCAGAAAUACAAUAUGUUCAUGUCAAUUGUCAUCAAGUCAUCGCCCGUUGACGGGGACUCCUAAUCUAAUGCUCGCCGGCGCUUAGCUUGUAGCUCCUAGCUGCAUUUACACUGCUGCUAUCCGAAAUUUUGCAUCAUCAAUGGCUGCAGGAGGAUCAACAACAGUUGUGAACACAAUCCUCGUCAGCUUGGGAUGCUACCUGGUCUUGUUAGCAAGGCCCUGUCACCAGAAAUCCACUCUGCUACAGGAGCAAAAAUUUGAUGGUGGGGAAGAUGGACAAGUAGAACUAUUUUCGUCAGAAAAUUGGAUAUUCAAGCUUCAGUUCGACUAUGUUAGCCCGUUGGGUAAUUUCUCCAACCUUUACCUGGGGAUAUGGUACAAUCUUCGGCCUCCUCCCUUCCCGUUCUCUGAUAACACUGUCGUUGAAAUCCUUCGCGCACCAAUCUUCGACAGAGCCGAAAUCGCCGUCCAGGACAACGAUUUUAAUCUUGAUGGAAGACAGCGGACCCGACGUGACGAUUGUAUUGGACGCGGCAUCGAGGAGCAUGAUCCAGAUCCGAGCAGAAACUCCGACAUGCUCGGCGGCAGCGGCCUCAAUCCAGAACCGGCGUCGUCGUCGUAUUACAACUCGAAUCCACGGCCUCCGCCUCCUCCGCUCUCGCCGCCGUAGCCAGUACUGGUGAAGCUAUUCCCACUCUGGCUCCCACUGUCCGCUCCGCCGCGGAGCACGAUGACCGGAUUAAUCGGCGAUCUGUCCCCUCCUCCUCCACCGUUCCGCCUUCCACCGAUUCUUCCCCGGACCCCGCCUCUUCUCUGCUCCGGCAUGAACAUAGUAGCAGGGAAUCCCCGGCGGUGGGGGCGCGUCUCCAUCGGUGUCAUCUGAGCCAGUGCUGCGAUGGGCGGAGUCGCACGAAAACCUGGGAGAGAGAAGGGUACGGGUGGGGUAAUGAAUCAUUUGAUUUAAU